GAAGAAGAAGAAGAAGAAGAAGAAGAAGAAGAAGAAGAAGAAGAAAGAAGAAGAAGAAGAAGAAGAAGAAGAAGAAGAAGAAGAAGAAGAAUGACCGGAAAAGAAGAAGGAGGUAUCUGCAGAGAGCUCCGCUAUUUCUGGCAGUUCUCUGACAGUUCCUUCACAUUUACAGCGAUUGAAACAUUGUAUCUAUUUGUUUCCGAAUAAAAACAUCUGUAUCCUAAAUGGAAACAAAUAGAUACAAUGUUUUCAACCGCUGUAAAUGUGAAGGAACUGUCAGAGAACUGUCAGAAAUAGCGGAGCUCUCUGCAGGGACACUUUUUGCCGGCUGUAGAAGGGAUGAAAAUCGGCCGACCGAUCGGGAAAAAUUCGAUUCG
This is a messenger RNA of Staurois parvus, 377 nucleotides long. The record is from the annotation of a GenBank genome assembly. Lineage: Eukaryota; Metazoa; Chordata; Amphibia; Anura; Ranidae.